Molecule: messenger RNA, 5321 nt
Organism: Phyllostomus hastatus (greater spear-nosed bat)
Lineage: Eukaryota; Metazoa; Chordata; Mammalia; Chiroptera; Phyllostomidae
Gene: IL6R
Product: interleukin 6 receptor
Exons: 10
Coding region: 276-1682 (468 amino acids)
Biological process (GO): cytokine-mediated signaling pathway
Cellular component (GO): external side of plasma membrane; membrane
Molecular function (GO): cytokine receptor activity; protein binding
Source: RefSeq, a predicted model, not a curated record
AUGUUUUCCUCCGUUGCCUGGACUGUCCGUGGCUCUGAGUCACGUGCAAGUGGGAAGUCGCACUGACACAGAGCUCGGCCAGAAGGAGCCGAGCCGGGCACGGCGCGGGGCUCGAGGACUGGCCGUCCGCGCCGAGCGCGGGGCCCCCCAGGGAUGGGGGCUGCCCUAGGUGCCUGAGCCCGCCCGCCGCCGCCCCGCCCCGGCCGCCCGGUUCCGACCCGCCCGCUCGCCCGCCUGCCCGUCUGGAACUAUGGGCCACUAGCCGAGGAGAAAGCAUGCUGGCGGUCCGCUGCGCCCUGCUCACCGCCCUGCUGGCCGCGCCGGGGGCGGCACUGGUCCCAGGGGUCUGCCCCGCGCUGGAGGUGGAGAGUGACGUGCUGACCAGCAGGCCCGGAGGGAGCGUCGCCCUGGUCUGCCCGGGCGUGGAUCCGGAAGACAAUGCCACGGUUCACUGGGUGCUCAGGAAGCAGGUCUCGGGCUCACGCCGUAGCACCUGGGCUGGCAUGGGAAGGAGGCUGGUUCUGAGGCGCGUGCUGCUCAGCUACUCUGGAAACUACUCGUGCUACCAGAACGGCCACCGGGUUGGAAUUGUGCGCCUGCUGGUGGAGGCUCCUCCAGAGAAGCCCCAGCUCUCCUGCUUCCGGAAGAGCCCCGUGAACGACGUGGCCUGUGAGUGGAGUCCUCGGAGCGCCCCCUCCCAGAGGACUGAGGCUAUGUUACUGGUGAGGAGGCUGCAGCACGGGCCGGCGAAGGACUUCCAGGAGCAGUGCCAGUACUCCCAGGAGUCCCAGAAGUUCUCCUGCCAGUUGGCAGUCCCAGAGGGAGACAACGCUUUCUACAUUGUGUCCCUGUGUGUCACCAACAGUGCUGGGAACGAGUCCAGCAGACCCCAAACAUUUGAGGGUUACGAAAUCUUGCAGCCUGACCCACCCGUCAACAUCACCGUCGCUGCCGUGGACAGAAACCCCCGCUGGCUCAGUGUCAGCUGGCAAGACCCCCCCUCCUGGAACACAUACUUCUACAGGCUGCAGUUUGAGCUCCGAUACCGGGCUAAACGGUCAAAGACAUUUACGACAUGGAUGGUCAAGGAUCUCCAGCAUCACUGCAUCAUCCACGACGCCUGGAAAGGCAUGGAGCACGUGGUGCAGCUGCGGGCCCAGGAGGAGUUUGGACAUGGUCAGUGGAGCGAGUGGAGCCAGGAGGUCACGGGGACUCCCUGGACAGAGCCCAUGAGUUCUUUAACUGAGACCAAGGUGGAGGUGUCUCCCUCCACGGAGGCAUUUACUGUUGGUAAAGAUGAUGAAAAUACUUCCUAUUAUUCCACAAAUGCUACAAGCUUCCCAGUGCGAGAUUCUCCAGUACCACUGUACACAUUCCUGGUGGCUGGAGGAAGCCUGGCCUUUGGGACGCUCCUUUGCAUUGGCAUCAUCCUGAGGUUCAAGAAGACGUGGAAGCUACAGGCUCUGAAAGAAGGCAAGACGAGCAUGCACCCACCUUAUUCUCUGGGACAGCUGGUCCCCGAGAGGCCCAAGCCCACACCCGUGCUGGCGCCCCUCAUCUCCCCACCAGUGUCCCCCAGCAGCCUUGGGUCCGACAGCACCUCGAGGCACAGCCGACCCGAUGCCCAGGGCCCGCAGAGCCAGUAUGACAUCAGCAACAGAGACUAUUUCUUCCCCCAGUAGCUGGCGGGGUGGCACCUGGCAGGCUGGGGUGUCACACCUGCUGAACUGCGCUGAUGACAAAGCACAUGCUGGCUCGUCACUGUCAUCCCAGCUCAGCUCUGGUGUGGGGGGCCUCUGGCUUCACUGUGACAGACGGGCCUCGCAGACGGUUCAACACUGGAUGAAAAUAGGUUUGCUGGGCCUGUUCAGAAGGAAGAGGUGGUUGAGUUUCUGGACCACCCUUCCCCAAAGCCCUGCCUAAAGGGGUUAGGGUGGACUUGGGGCCUAUGCAGAGAGGGUGUCGAGAGUCCACUGGACAUUGAGGUGGGCAGAGCAGGGCGGCUGCUGAGGCCUCAGACCCGGCUUCGUGCGGACAAACUGCGGGCCGCCUGCACCUGCGACGAAGCUCCCCAAGCUGUGCCCUCAGGAGAUGGGAGAUGUCCACCCGAAGACCUCCAGUUGCCUCCUCCCUGGCCCACCGCACAGUUUCAUCUUCCAGGUCAGACUCUGGAAACCGAAGUGCCUUCUCAUCGCAGUUUCUCUAGGCCUGAGGACGGCUCCUCUUCAACCGCCUGGGCUGCCCGGGCUGCAGAAGCUUUCGACUGCCUUUCCUCCCCACACUGGAAAAACAGCUGAGGGGGGAGGUGAAUAGUAUCUCAGGACCAGAUGGUUUGAAGUGGAAUUGUAAUUAGCUCCUCAUUAGCAUUUUGCUAAAUGUGAAUCUUAGCCCUAGGCACCUGCUGAAUCCAGAAGCAACUGCACUGACUCAGUUUCCCUCUCAGUCUCCUCCCAGGACUUCAGGAGGAGAGGAGAGAAGCAGAGAGGAAGCAGGGACUCGGGGACAGAGGCCGAAGGGGACGCAGCCUCUGAAAACCAGCAUUCUCUACGGCCCUGUCCCUCGCUCUCCCUAAGGGAGAACUGGCGUUGGGGUGGGGGUGGGGGCUCCUGCCAUUAGUGAGAUCCAAAGGUUUGACUCCAGCCCUGUUUAUUUUGUUUUCACCUGAGCCUGAGUGACAGGGAAGGACAUACUUAUCUGAAAAGACAGAAGAACCCGACAGGAAUGUAUUUUAAUUUGUUUUUAAAGAACUGCUGACUAUUCUUGAGAGGGUGGAAGGUCCCCUCCUAGCUGAGGGUCGGUAUACAAGUGACUUGGGGAGAAGCCCAGUGACUUCAGCAUGCAACCGAGUUAGGUGAAAAGGGGGAGGAGAAAAAGUGAUCUUCCUGUCUUAGAGAAUAGACUGGUUCCAUUCUGGAUUGUGUUUUUUGUUUUAAAAAGUGAAAAAAAAUUGCCUGCUUGUUCUCUAAUUUGGGGGAAAGCAGCUGUUACUACUCCUCUCUGCGGUUGUGAAGGGCACGGUGUCCAUCUCCUGGUGGCCAUGCUGGGAAGCCCGCCGCCCACAGCUACCAAGCAGGGUCAGCUGAAAACCCCCGCCCCCGACAGCCCUUGUUAUCAGUGGGAGGGAGGUUCGUUGAAAAACCCUUCGGUGCCUUCCUCUUUUUAUUUAGUUCCUUGAAUGUGAUUCAGUUCAGUUAGCAUUGAAGCUCCAGCUAAAUGUCUCCUGUGUCUCUGAGACUAACCACUUCAGCUCCCUUUUCUGUCUGGGCUUUGAAAAUUCAUCGCUGAGAGUGGUUACCCAGACAAGUGCCUUCACGUAUCAUGGGGUGCCCCAGCAUGAAGCUUAUGAUUCAAAUCAGUUGUGUAACCACAGACCAAAAAUUUACCAGAGCACAGACUCUUCUAGUAGUCCAGUCUUUAGAAAAACAACCAUCGGUACCAGACAGGUGGCAAAGGAUGAAAAUGACUGCGCUUUAUUUACUGUUGGCGGGUUCAGACUGUUACUAUGUUGGGCAGGUGGUGACUUUCGGCGCUGGCUCUGUCUGUGGGUUUCAGGCCUGCUGCUGCUUCAGGCAGCUUUCUUAAGCUACAGACUCCUGGCAGGUGGGGUUUUUUUCUACAAAGUUUCUUUGAGAACAGCAAAAAUGCUGUUAAAGGGAAAUAUUAACACAGUGAAAAUCUGCAUGAUAAAGGGUGAUUCUGUGCCCACGGUUCUUGAACUCUUUAUAAAGUUUUACCCACAAGUGAUGUUACCAAAACCAGGCAGAGAGGUACUAGUGGAAGAUGUGAAAUCAGAUAACUCAUAAUUACUGAGAGGUAGGCAGCUUUGAUCUCCAGAUUGUUUUUGCUUUCAUUAUUAUUGUAAUGGAACCACUUUUUUUUUUCCUGUAUUGGAGAGGGUUUUUUCCCCCCUUUACAUUUUUAUAAGCUGGUGUGAAUGAAGGAAAAGUAUUUCUCUUCUCCGGGUGGUGGGCUUUUCUCAGUGUCCACAGGUGUGCACCCAGGCUUUCUCUGCCCUGGUCAGUGACCAGUAUCUCUGGUCAGUGACCUGGGGCUUCAGCCCACGGGUCAUUCUUCCCUGGGUUCGGCAGCUCACGUGCCUUUGAUGCUCAACAAUGAUGUUCCUCACCUGAUACCUGUAGUGAUCUGCCCCACGGCCGGAUGUGAAAUGUUGGGAUGGUGAUGAUUUAUAAUUAAAUGUGACAGUUUAUCCUGCUGGGUUGGGAAAGUUUAAAAUAUGCUGGUUCAAAGUCUAAACUAAAGUGGUCCUUAAUUCUUGUAGCAUUAAUAAAACAUUUUUUUCAAAUGCCAAGGGGGUAGCAUUGGCUGCAUCUACAAAGCCAUGAGUAACUCGGAGAGCCCUUUGUUUUGAUGGAGCCCUAGGCCCUGUGGUUUUCUGUCAGGCUCUGGGCUCACUUCGUUUUUGUUCCCCUAUGCUCCUGGGGAGAGGGGGAGGUGUGGCUCUGCUGCUGGGCAGGUCUGGGGUGGCAGCGCCCUGGUGGGGAGCAGAGCCCAGGGCAGCAGGCUGCAAGUGACCGUGGUUCGAGGGUUUCCUGCACGAUGUCCAGGAGGGUCUUGCCCUGCUGCUUUGGUGCUGAACUCCGUUGCCUCCUCUAUGGUCGAGUCAGCUGGAGAGGAGUCUGGCAUCUAGCUCCAGGUGGAGCUGCUGGGAGAUUUAUCUUAAUUUGGAGAUGCAGAGGCAACUGUUGGGCCUUUGGAGCAGGAGCGCAGAAGCCAGCUUCCCCACGUGGACCCUGGGGGUCAGCUGGAAGGCCAGCUGGCCCAGCCGCUGUGCCGGCCGCUGCUGAGCGUCCCCCGAGUUAGGUCCUUCUGGUAUUGUCUCCUCUGUGUGGUCUGGUGCUAGCACCAGUGUGUUUCUAUGGCAACCUUAAUGAUUUUGUAUUUGCUAAUUUUUAUUUUUUUUCAAUUAUGGUUGGCAUUCUGUGUUAUUUUGCGGCCUUAAUGAUACAUGAAGGGACAUGGUUGGUUUAUGGGCACACUCAGGCGGAGACCUGCUCUGGAGCGAAGGGGCUGGAGCCAUGGGCAGCCGGGCCGCUCGCUGAUGGGGAGACCGUGUUCGGACGGAGACCACAUGUCUGUUAAAUAAAUACCUCAACUUUGUAUUUUGGAGAGAAAUAAUAGUUUUAAGCUUGUUUUUAUUUUUUUACCUAAUUAUCUAAAAGCAAACACCAGAGGCUGACGUCUGUAUAUGGGGCAAAGGGUCAGUAUGAUAUGCUUUUCAAUGUUUUUUUUUUCUUUUUAUCAGCUAUUUUGCAUUUAAAGUGAAAAUUGUAAAUGUUUGAAAUAAAUAAUUCCUAAAAAUA